AUGAAACAUGUGCAACACGUGCAAAUGCUCCUUUUGUGCAUUCUUACGCUUCUACUUAGCGAAAACAGAAAUGGCGUUAAUAACAUGGGGGUGAAGAGGCGCAGGUCCGAAUUUGCCCCACAAUGGAGGACAAGUGGAAGAGAAGAAAAAAGGAGAAAAAGAGCCAAGUGGAUAGAAAAAAAAACGCUGUUUCUGUAUCUUCCAAAUAGGAACACGUGGAAAAAAAACGUAGGAAGCGCAUGUGAGGAAGGGGAAGACAGAUUGAGGGCAGGACACUUGAACAGGGGUAGAAAAGGGAAACGACUUUUUUUCGAAAGAAAUGGAAUAAACGUCCCACAAGAUGUUGCCAUGUUUGGCAAGAUGAAUAUAUACUACGUGAGGGAGAGCGUGUAUGAUCGGGCCAAAAAUAAUUUAGUGCCAAAUGAAGUGCACUCUGAGAAUAUCGAGGAGUUGGAGCAGUUAGAGGAGGAGGGCAUGGGGGGGAGAAAUGACAACGGUGUAGUUCAGGGGGGAGAUGGGCGCAAGGAGGACGCCUCCUCGGGCGAAUUGAAAAAUGCAAUGGAUGCACAUGGAUUAAAAACGGGAGAGGCCCAAACAGGGGACCCAGCCGCCUCCGGAGACAACGUCUUCAAAUACAUUAAUCAAGACCGAGACUACAUCGCGCGAGUGGGCAACUCGCCCAAGGUUGAUGUGUACGAACGGAGGUACCGAGCGGACCAACAGAAGCUGGAACGCAUGUUCGAAAAUAUUAAUGAAGUAAACAUACAGCUGCUGAAGGAUGUCAAGAGUAUUGACGAGAAGGAAAAACUCAUAAACAAAAAGGUGAUACAAAAAGUGAGGGAAGAUAUUAAAAGGUACCAGGAAAAAGAUGAAAUUAUGGACAUCCAUGGGAAUGUAGUUAAGCCCUCUGAGGUUUCCCCCUCCAGUAGUAUCGGAAGAGGAAAAGGGGGGAAGGAUGACGCGAAACAGAAAAAUGACCCACUUGCCGAUAUGGAUGAAGAAGAAAAAAAUGAAGUCAUCAAAAAGCUAUACAUGGUUGAAAAAAAAACAGAUAAAUAUUUAGAAGAAAAUGUUUACUUGGUAAUACAGACAUGGCUACCUGACAUGAGAAUAGACGACACCCUCAUCGUCAUCGACAACGUUGAAAAAUUUUACAACGAUUUUGACAUACAUAAAUAUUAUGAACAAUUCAGGCAAGAAAAGGAUAAAAAUUUUGUACACGAUUUGGAUGCUCAUGUAAUUGAGAAUGUGCCAAAUGAUAUUAAUGAUGAUCCGGAAGUGGAAUGUGAGCACGUCAAUUCUUAUAACAGUACAUAUAACAAAUUAAACAAUUAUAAUUUGAAGAGGUGUACUUACACUUACACGACGAAUGAUAAUAUGGAUACAAAAUUUACGAAGAAUGAGCCUAUGCCUCCUGUUGUUAUAAUUAACACAAGAAAAAAUUUCAUGAUCCAAGAAUGGGAAUGCAAAAAUUUCAAGAAUAGACAGAAAAGAAACAAAUCUCAAGAAUACACGAGGAUUCAGAGAGCAUUUCGACCCUUUUCCUAUGUCGACCUUAGUGACAUAACAUGCAUUUAUAAAAAUAAUUUUCUUCAAUUGAAAAUGAAAAUGUGCCAUCGGAAGUAUAAGGAUGAUGUGUACCCUUUUUUUGUUCCUAUUAAUAAAACCCCAGAUGAACUCCUGGAUUUCCAGGGGUAUAAAAAAAAUGGGGAUUAUGCUUGGUCCUUUUUUUGGCACCAUUUUAAAUAUGACCAGGACACGGACUAUGGAUUCCUAAACAGAAACGUAAAACUCAACUUGACGGAAACCAAAUUUGAAAACGUCAACAAGAAGAAGUCUAAGAAAAUUAUGCGCAAAAUUUUGAAGGAAACCAAAGGGGUCUAA
Molecule: messenger RNA, 1884 nt
Organism: Plasmodium fragile
Lineage: Eukaryota; Apicomplexa; Aconoidasida; Haemosporida; Plasmodiidae
Exons: 1
Coding region: 1-1884 (627 amino acids)
Source: RefSeq, a predicted model, not a curated record